Molecule: messenger RNA, 987 nt
Organism: Suncus etruscus (white-toothed pygmy shrew)
Lineage: Eukaryota; Metazoa; Chordata; Mammalia; Eulipotyphla; Soricidae
Gene: TLCD1
Product: TLC domain containing 1
Exons: 4
Coding region: 110-853 (247 amino acids)
Biological process (GO): plasma membrane organization; membrane assembly; phospholipid homeostasis
Cellular component (GO): plasma membrane
Source: RefSeq, a predicted model, not a curated record
GCGGCCGGCUGCGAGUGGCCCGAGAAGCGCCCGGUCCGCUCCGCUCCGCUCCGCACAGCCCGCCGCGAGGAGGCCGCCGAGGGGACGGACGGGCGGGCGGGAGGCCAGCAUGCCCCCGCUCUUGCACCCCGCCUUGCCGCUGCUCCUGGGCGCCACGCUGACCUUCCGGGCGCUGCGGCGCGCGCUCUGCCGGCUGCCCCUGCCCGCGCACGUGCGCGCCGACCCCCUGCGCACCUGGCGCUGGCACAACCUGCUCGUCUCCUUCGCCCACUCCAUCGUGUCCGGCAUCUGGGCGCUGCUGUGUUUAUGGCAAACGCCCGAGAUGCUGGUGGAGAUUGAGAUGGCGUGGUCGCUUUCUGGCUACUGGCUUGUUUGCUUCUCCGCAGGCUACUUCAUUCACGAUACAGUGGACAUUGUGGUUAGUCACCAGGCGCGAGCUUCUUGGGAAUAUCUGGUCCAUCAUGUCAUGGCCAUGGGUGCCUUCUUUUCAGGCAUCUUUUGGAAACGCUUUGUUGGUGGGGGCGUCUUAACACUGCUAGUGGAGGUCAGCAACAUCUUCCUCACCAUCCGCAUGAUGAUGAAAAUCAACAAUGCCCAGGACCACAUCCUUUAUCGGGUCAACAAGUAUGUCAACUUGGUCAUGUACUUUCUCUUCCGCCUGGCUCCUCAGGCCUACCUUACCCAUUUCUUCCUGGGUUAUGCCGGCCAGAAGACACUGGGUACCUUUCUCUUGGGUAUUCUGCUAAUGCUGGAUGUCAUGAUCCUCAUCUACUUUUCCCGCCUCCUCCGCUCUGACUUCUGUCCUCAACGCACCCACAACCAGCAACACAAAGACAAGUUCCUAACUGAGUGAGGUAGUGCCUGAGAUUGGAUAUGUGGCAAGGACAGCUGAGCCCACUCUACUCGAACUGAGAUGAGACUUGGCCCCAAGCCCAGGGCCUGCCUUCCACCUUUCAAGCCUGCACCCAUCAUUGAAAACACUAAUUA